AUGGUCGCCUUCGACAAGUGUGAGACCCGACCGGCCCAUAUCGACGCUAUUCUCAAUGGCCUCGAUCGGUACAACCCCGAGACCACCACGGUCUUCCAGGACUACGUGGCACAGCAGUGCGAGGACCGCACCUUCGACUGCUAUGCCAACCUGGCUCUGCUGAAGCUGUACCAGUUCAACCCCCACCUUCUCCAGCCCGACACCGUCACCAACAUUCUGGCCAAGGCCCUGACCGUGUUCCCCUCUCCUGCCUUCUCGCUCUGCCUCGCCCUGCUCCCCGCUCACACCCAGCCUUUCCCUACCACCUCCGAGGCCCAGGCUGCCUCCCAGACCUCCGACUUUGUUGAGUCCGUCCAGAAGCUCUCCCAACUCUCCACCCUCCUCGAGUCCGCCCAGUACACCCAGUUCUGGUCCACUCUGAACUCUGACGACCUGUACGCCGAUCUGACUGCUGAUGUCGCCGGCUUCGAGGAGCUUGUCCGUAUCCGCAUCGCCGUCGAGGUCGGCAAGGCCUUCCGCUCCAUCACCGCCGAUGCUCUGGAGCAGUGGCUCGAUGUCCGCGGCCGCGAGGCUCUCGUAAAGUUCGUCGCGGAUGUCUGUGGCUGGAAGGUCGAGGGCGAUGUUGUUCGCGUUCCUACCAACAAGGAGAAUGAGGCUCGCAGCGAGGUCAAGAGCGAGCGUGUUGGUGUGGACAUGUUUGGCCGUGUGAUUCGCCGCGGUUUCGAGCAGGCUGCUUAA
This is a messenger RNA of Penicillium argentinense, 738 nucleotides long. RefSeq names its product CSN8/PSMD8/EIF3K family protein. NCBI's taxonomy places the organism in Eukaryota, Fungi, Ascomycota, Eurotiomycetes, Eurotiales, Aspergillaceae. Gene Ontology annotation, biological process: regulation of translational initiation. The record is from RefSeq and is a predicted model, not a curated record. Gene Ontology annotation, molecular function: translation initiation factor activity; ribosome binding. The transcript is spliced from 2 exons. The coding region runs from base 1 to 738 and encodes 245 amino acids. Gene Ontology annotation, cellular component: cytoplasm; eukaryotic translation initiation factor 3 complex.